This is a messenger RNA of Loxodonta africana (African savanna elephant), 1688 nucleotides long. RefSeq names its product acetyl-CoA acyltransferase 2 (gene ACAA2). Gene Ontology annotation, cellular component: mitochondrion. The coding region runs from base 114 to 1376 and encodes 420 amino acids. Lineage: Eukaryota; Metazoa; Chordata; Mammalia; Proboscidea; Elephantidae. The transcript is spliced from 10 exons. Gene Ontology annotation, molecular function: acyltransferase activity, transferring groups other than amino-acyl groups. The record is from RefSeq and is a predicted model, not a curated record.
CCGCCCCCGCCCACGAUAAGUCAGGGUGGCGGUGGACUGCCCUUGUGAGCAGACGGGCCUGUUUAGCUGAGAGCAGAUUUCUGCACAUUCGAGACUGAGACCGAGGCCACGUCAUGGCUCUGCUCAGAGGUGUGUUCAUCGUUGCUGCUAAGCGAACACCUUUUGGAGCUUAUGGAGGUCUUCUGAAGGACUUUACAGCUACUGACUUGUCUGAAUUUGCUGCAAAGGCUGCCUUGUCUGCUGGCAAUGUCUCACCUGAAACUGUUGACAGUGUCAUUGUAGGCAAUGUUUUGCAGAGUUCUUCAGAUGCUCCCUUCUUGGCAAGGCAUGUUGGUUUGCGUGUGGGAGUCCGAACAGAGACCCCAGCUCUCACUGUUAAUAGGCUCUGUGGCUCUGGUUUCCAGUCCAUUUUGAAUGGAUGUCAGGAGAUUUGUGUUAAAGAUGCUGAAGUUGUCUUGUGUGGAGGAACCGAAAGCAUGAGCCAAGUCCCCCACUGUGUCAGAAAUGUGCGUUUUGGAACCAAGUUUGGAUUAGAUAUCAAGCUGGAAGAUUAUUUGUGGGAAUCAUUAAUGGAUACGCAUGUCCAAAUGCCCAUGGCAAUUACUGCAGAAAAUCUUGCUGUGAAACAUAAAAUAAGCAGAGAAGAAUGUGACAAAUAUGCCCUACAGUCACAACAGAGGUGGAAAGCUGCUAAUGAUGCUGGCUACUUUAAUGAUGAGAUGGUGCCAAUUGAGGUGAAGACAAAGAAAGGAAAACAGUCAAUGCAAGUAGAUGAGCAUGCUCGGCCCCAGACGACCCUGGAGCAGUUAAAUAAACUUCCUCCGGUAUUCAAGAAGGAAGGAACUGUCACUGCAGGGAAUGCGUCGGGGGUAUCUGAUGGUGCUGGAGCGGUUAUCAUAGCUAGUGAAGAUGCUGUUAAAAAACAUAACUUCACACCACUGGCAAGAGUUGUGGGCUAUUUUGUGUCUGGAUGUGAUCCCACUAUCAUGGGUAUUGGUCCUGUCUUUGCUAUCACUGAGGCACUGAAGAAAACAGGACUGAGUCUUAAGGACAUGGAUUUGGUGGAGGUGAAUGAAGCUUUUGCUCCCCAGUACUUGGCAGUUGAGAAAAGUUUGGAUCUUGACCGAAGUAAAACCAAUGUGAAUGGAGGAGCCAUUGCUUUGGGUCACCCGUUGGGAGGAUCUGGAUCAAGAAUUACUGUACACCUGGUUCAUGAAUUAAGGUUUGAGCCACUGCUUGCUUUCUUAGGCGUCGAGGUGGAAAAUAUGCUGUUGGAUCAGCUUGCAUUGGAGGUGGCCAAGGUAUUGCAGUCAUUCUUCAGAACACAGCCUAAGAAGAACCAGGAGUCUGCUACGGCCUACUCUCUCACCACCUGACCCAGCCACAGUACAACAAGUGUCCUUCAGAGCAGCUGUGGAAACUGGCCAUGCCCUGCCACUGCCAACAGUGAUCAAGUCUGACCAAAGGGUGAGGCAAAGAUGUGUUUAUCAUGAUUAAGAGCCCACUUGUCUUAACUCAGUCUGUAACACCAAGUCAGAAAUAAGUUCUCUCCAAUUAGCCCCAGUCAAAUAUGACAUAUUUCUGAACUAAAAUCCAACUGUAGGCCUUAAAAGAAAUAAAAUCAUCAAAUAAUCACCACUUAUGCCUUAGAUUGCAAGGAAAUCAAAUAAAUGUUGCCUUAACUUCAG